AUGUCUUUUUUGCCGUCUUCAUUUUCACAGCUGAGCGAUGAAUAUCUCGAGCAGCUUACUCUAUCGACUCCUGCUCCCGAAACUUUCAAUCUUUACGAACUAGUGGAGCAGAUUUCUCCGAGGCAGCUGGCCGAAGCCUGGGUCGGUGAUUCUGCAGCAGCAGAAGAACCGCAGUCAAGUGUUCCACCUGUAGACGAUGAAGAACAAGUGCUUUCUGCAACAACAAAUGUGCCCGAUACUAGGGAUCGUCACAAACAUGUGGAGCAGAUUUCCCCAACAAAGCUGGCAGAGGACUGGGCUAAUGAAUAUUUAGCAGCAGCAGGAGAGAAACAGUCCAGCGCUCAACUUGUAGGAAAAGAGUAUGGGUUUCCUGUAUCAGUGGUUGCGCCCCGAACUUCCAAUCUUCACGAACAAGUGGGGCAGAUUUCCCCAACACAGCUGGCCGAGGACUGGGCCAAUGAAUAUUUAGCAGCAGCAGCAGCAGAGGAGCAGUCCAGUGCUAGACCUGCAAGCAGUGAGCGUGGGUUUCCUGUAUCAAUGACUGCUCCUCGAACUUCCAGUCUUUACGAACAUGUGGAGCAGGUUUAUCCGGCACAGCUGGCUAAGGACUGGGCCGACGAAUAUGUAGCAACAACGCAGAAAGCACAAACCAGUGGUCUGCCCGUAGGCAAUGAAAAAUGGAUAAAAUGGGCCGAGGAAUUCUCUAACCUGGAUUUAGGGAACGACGAUAAAGACGAAGUAAACAUGGAGGAAGCCGGAAACACUGAAAUUUGGUAUGCGAUUUUCGCUUUUGAAACUAUGUUACUGAUGAUUUGGAUUCAAUAA
Molecule: messenger RNA, 825 nt
Organism: Gongylonema pulchrum
Lineage: Eukaryota; Metazoa; Nematoda; Chromadorea; Rhabditida; Gongylonematidae
Source: the annotation of a GenBank genome assembly